Molecule: messenger RNA, 420 nt
Organism: Alternaria atra
Lineage: Eukaryota; Fungi; Ascomycota; Dothideomycetes; Pleosporales; Pleosporaceae
Exons: 2
Coding region: 1-420 (139 amino acids)
Biological process (GO): DNA replication; nucleotide-excision repair; base-excision repair
Cellular component (GO): site of double-strand break; nucleus; DNA replication factor A complex
Molecular function (GO): single-stranded DNA binding; damaged DNA binding
Source: RefSeq, a predicted model, not a curated record
AUGGACCACCCACAAACACCCCGCAUCCUCGCCCCGCACCUCGCAAACUUCCAACAUCGCAUCGUGCGCAUGCUGGGCAAGGUCACGCAGUUGCGUGGCGAGACAGCGGUCAUCGAUGCAGGGGGCAAUGUUGAUGUCAUUUUGAACAGGGUAAGCACUUCCAUCCACGGUUUCAUCCCAUCCCCGCAUUCGAGGAAAAGAGUCGAGGAACGUAAUCGAGAACAUGAGUUAAUUCGAACGAAACAGGACUCACACCUCGCCGUCGGCCACGCGGUGGAGAUUAUCGGCAAGGUAGAUCAGAAUCUGCACGUCAAGGUACAAGCUGCUACUGACUUUGGGACGAACAUCGAUUUCAAUGCAGCAAAUGCAGUAGUAGAUGCUACACAUCGGUACAAGGAGAUCUUCUACGACGACAACUAA